Ctenopharyngodon idella (grass carp) is the source of this 5400-nucleotide messenger RNA. It is a transcript of the gene zswim6, whose product is annotated as zinc finger, SWIM-type containing 6. The transcript has 14 exons. The coding region runs from base 101 to 3508 and encodes 1135 amino acids. The record is from RefSeq and is a predicted model, not a curated record. Gene Ontology annotation, cellular component: Cul2-RING ubiquitin ligase complex. Lineage: Eukaryota; Metazoa; Chordata; Actinopteri; Cypriniformes; Xenocyprididae.
UUACACGGCGAACAAUCGAUGCACGUCGCAACCUUUUCCUUUCCUUAUCCCGUUUAUAUAGUACGGCGACUUCCGCCCUUGCCGUUAAAGCAGUGCGAUCAUGGCGGAGCGCGUUCAGCAGCCCCCAGCUAAACGGCUCUGCUGCCGACCCGGGUAUAGUACGACAUGUAGACAGGGGCAGCGAGCCGGUGGAACAGUAUGCGGCGGUUCGGGUUCUGGCCAAGGGGGAUCCAGCAAAACCCAGAGCCCCGAAUCGCUUCUGGACAUUGCAGCGCGGAAAGUAGCGGAGAAGUGGCCGUUCCAACGGGUGGAGGAGCGUUUCGAGCGCAUCCCGGAGCCCGUACAGCGGCGGAUCGUGUACUGGUCUUUCCCCAGGAGCGAACGGGAGAUCUGCAUGUAUUCCUCGUUCAACACGGGCGGAGAGGAGAGCGCGUCCAGCGGGGAGAGCGUGGACGAGACGCGGUUACCGUUCCGACGCGGCAUCGCAUUGCUGGAGAGCGGCUGUGUGGACAACGUAUUACAAGUCGGUUUCCAUCUCAGCGGCACAGUAACGGAACCCGCCACGCCGUCCGAACCCGAGAUGGUGUGCAGCGUAGCCAUUAGCUUCGACCGCUGCAAGAUCACCUCCGUGACGUGCGGCUGUGGAAACAAGGACAUCUUCUACUGCGCCCACGUGGUGGCGCUUUCCUUGUACCGCGUACGGCGGCCCGAACAGGUCAAACUUCACCUCCCCAUCUCAGAGACUCUAUUCCAGAUGAACAGGGACCAGUUGCAGAAGUUUGUGCAGUAUCUCAUCACCGUCCACCACACAGAAGUUCUGCCCACGGCACAGAAACUGGCCGAUGAGAUUCUCUCCCAGAACUCUGAGAUCAAUCAAGUGCACGGGGCCCCGGACCCCACAGCGGGAGCCAGCGUGGACGAUGAGAACUGCUGGCAUUUGGACGAGGAGCAGGUCCAGGAGCAGGUCAAACUCUUCCUGUCCCAGGGGGGAUACCACGGCUCGGGCAAACAGCUCAAUCUCCUGUUUUCAAAGGUACGGGAGAUGCUGAAGAUGCGGGACUCUAACGGCGCUCGCAUGCUAACGCUGAUCACAGAGCAGUUCAUGGCCGACCCGCGGCUGGCUCUGUGGCGGCAGCAGGGAACCACCAUGACGGACAAAUACCGCCAGCUGUGGGAUGAGUUAGGUGCCUUGUGGAUGUGUAUCGUUCUGAACCCCCACUGUAAGACGGAACAGAAGGCCGCUUGGCUCAGGCAGCUCAAGAAGUGGAACAGUGUGGACGUGUGCCCCUUGGAGGACGGUAACCACGGCAACGAGCUGCCCAAUUUAACCAAUGCCUUGCCUCAGGGUGCUCACGGCAACCAAGAUUCGGGCACCCGGCCCCACCGGACGGUUUUCACGCGAGCCAUCGAGGCAUGCGAUCUCCACUGGCAAGACAGCCACUUACAGCACAUUAUCAACGACGACCUCUACACCAACUACUGUUACCAUGACAACACUGAAAAUUCGCUCUUUGACUCUCGCGGAUGGCCCCUGUGGCACGAACACGUCCCUACGGCCUGCGCCAGAGUAGAUGCACUGAGAUCUCACGGUUACCCACGGGAAGCACUGCGAUUGGCCAUCGCCAUCGUCAACACCCUGCGCCGGCAGCAGCAGAAACAGCUGGAGCUCUUCCGAAACCACAAGAAAGAUCUGCUUCAUAAAGGGGUGACGUCCAUCACUAAUUUAGAAGGAUGGGUCGGACACCCUUUGGACCCCAUCGGAACGCUCUUCAGCACGCUGAUGGAAACGGGUCGCGGGGAUGAAGACAGUUCGCAGGGAGGGUUCCUAGAUUUCUCAGCCAGCACAAUGAGCUCGAGCAAGCACAGCGAGCUGCACUUGUUUCCGUCCACGCGUCGAUUCCUGGAGGAGGGUGAGUCAUACCUGGCCCUGGCGGUGGAAACGGCCCUGAUGGGACUGGGUCAGCAGAGAAUCAUGCCCGACGGACUGUACGCCCAAGAGAAGGUGUGCCGCAACGAGGAGCACCUGAUCGCCAAACUGCAGGAAGUGGACCUGGACGAUACCCUGGUCAAGAUCUUCCGCAAGCAAGCUGUCUUCCUGUUAGAGGGUGGGCCCUACAGUGGUUUGGGAGAGCUCAUCUACAGAGAGAGCGUUCCGAUGCACACGUUUGCCAAGUAUCUCUUCACAUGCCUCCUACCUCACGAUGCCGAACUGGCGUACAAAAUUGCACUGAGAGCAAUGCGGUUACCAGUGUUGGAAUCCACGGCUCCUUCGGGCGACAUGUCCCGGCCUCACCAUAUAGUAUCAGUCGUCCCCAAUCGUUACCCGCGAUGGUUCACCCUCAGCCACAUCGAGUCCCAGCAGUGCGAGCUGGCCUCCACCAUGCUCACUGCAGCCAAAGGUGACGCUCGAAGGUUAGAGACAGUAUUAGAGUCCAUACAGAAGAACAUUCACUCCUCCUCUCACAUCUUCAAACUGGCGCAGGAUGCCUUUAAGAUAGCGACCCUCAUGGACAGUCUGCCGGACAUCACUCUGCUGAAGGUCUCCCUGGAGCUGGGUCUUCAGGUUAUGCGUAUGACGCUUUCGACGCUAAACUGGCGGCGGCGAGAGAUGGUACGAUGGCUAGUCACAUGUGCCACAGAAGUUGGGGUCUACGCACUGGACAGCAUCAUGCAGAGCUGGUUCACCCUCUUCACGCCCACCGAGGCCACGAGCAUCGUGGCGACCACGGUCAUGUCCAACAGCACCAUCGUACGGCUGCAUCUGGACUGCCAUCAGCAGGAGAACCUGGCGAGCAGCGCGCGGACGUUAGCCCUGCAGUGCGCCAUGAAGGACCCUCAGAACUGCGCGCUGUCGGCCCUCACGCUCUGCGAGAAGGACCACAUCGCCUUCGAGACGGCCUACCAGAUCGUGCUGGACGCGGCCACCACGGGCAUGAGCUACACGCAGUUGUUCACCAUCGCGCGCUACAUGGAGCACCGCGGCUACCCCAUGCGCGCUUACAAACUGGCCACGCUCGCGAUGGCCCACUUGAACCUGAGCUACAACCAGGACACGCAUCCCGCCAUCAACGACGUGCUGUGGGCGUGCGCACUCAGCCACUCGCUGGGCAAGAACGAGCUGGCCGCCAUCAUCCCCCUGGUGGUGAAGAGCGUCAAGUGCGCCACCGUGCUGUCGGACAUAUUGCGGCGUUGCACGCUGACCACGCCCGGCAUGGUGGCGCUGCACAGCCGCAGGAACUCUGGGAAGUUGAUGUCGUUGGACAAAGCCCCGCUAAGACAGCUCUUGGACGCCACGAUCGGGGCCUACAUCAACACGACGCACUCGCGGCUCACGCACAUCAGCCCGCGGCACUACAGCGAGUUCAUCGAGUUCCUCAGCAAAGCCAGAGAGACUUUCCUCAUGGCGCACGACGGACACAUCCAGUUCACGCAGUUCAUAGACAACCUGAAACAGAUAUACAAAGGCAAAAAGAAACUCAUGAUGCUCGUGCGAGAGCGCUUCGGCUAGCUUCGGCUAGAAAAAAAAAAAACAUUACGAACCACACCGGUAUUAUGUGUAUAGACUUAACGUUUGCGCAAAAAAAAAUGGAAAAAAAAGUGGAACGUUGUCAUGUUGUGGAAGUUUGUGUGUUUCCCCUUUAUUUGUGUGAAAGCGUGUGAGAGUAUGUCACCACGUUUCGGUUUACACUGAGUAUAUGUUGUCCAGUGGCGAAAGUCCACACAGCACUCCAGAUCUCUCUCUCUGUUUAACAUUCACAGCCUCAAAGUGAAGAAGAAAAAUGGCUUUAAACCAAACAACACCUCCAUCCUAAGUGACAAGUACCUCGUACGGCUUCAGCUUUACUCCUUCCUGAACCAGUCACACGUUACCAGUGUACUAAAGAAGUGUUAGAAACGAGAAAAACAGAAACACGUCUCCAUUUUGUUUUGUUUAAAUUCCUUUUCAGGCUAAUUGCGUGGCUUUGCAGUGCUGUUUCGUCCAAAAGCAUGUCACACACACACACGCUUCUCAACCCCAUUGUGCUUGCGCUUGUGGAAACUUAGCGACUGUCGACAUACAUCUCAGGGAUUCUCUUUGAAAAAAAGGAAAAAAAAGAAGAAAAAAAAUGGUCAUGAAAGAAUGAGAGCAUUUUAUUGUACUGUAUAUAUGAUAGUAUAUGUCUGAAUAUUGAAAAAAUGUAUACGUUAACUAAUUUAUAAAAAGAAUAUUCUAUGUAAUGCAAAAUACUUGAAGCUGCAGUACCUUGGUCUGAAAUAAAACAUAUCAGAGGGACUAAACGCGAGCCUCGGGCUGUGUUCGGAACGCAAGGCUAGCGCGCUGCAUACUGCGCGAGAAGUAGUGUGCGAAACGGAAACGGUAGGCAUUAUUCACCUGACGUCGCAUGUUUUUAAUUCAGUUCGUCUUGGUUGCUUUUCACACUUAAUCUGCAUUGCACAGUAUGCAUACUACACACUGCAGCCGCAGUAACAGUACGCUAGCGUUCUAUUCCGAACACGGCCGCGCUGUCGGGGCUGGAAUCGGGCAGUGAACCUGUGUGGCGUUGGCGUAGACACGAGCGCACAGGGCACCGGUGGUUUGGACGGACACCCAGUGAACCGGAGCAGCAAGCCUUAGCAUUAAGAAUUGGGAAUGCAAGAAUCGCAGGCCCACGUGCCUCAAAAAAACGCCUAGAAAUGUAGAUCCAACAGUAUCGAUGUUAACGCAAACAUGCCGAGCGAUUGGCCUGACGCUCUUGUUUCUUUCCACAAUAAUCGAGUCACGACGAAACUCCAUUUUUAUGCACAAUAACAUGUACAUGCCUAUCUGCUGACAUCUUAACUUUGUGCAAGACAGAAAGUUGCUGUGUAGGUCUGACUGUUCAAACGUUUUUCUUUUGUUUUUUGUUUCUUUGGUUUUGUCGUUCCUGUAGGAUUCCUCAACGAAACGAAAACAGCCUUCUUUCUUGCCUUGUCUUAACGCUUUAAAAUAACCAAACUGGAGUUCUAACUACCAAACUUGUUCGUUAAAAAUGAAAGCCAACCAACUUUGGUUACAACUUUACUGUCUUUAAUUUUAGCUGAAUGGUAUUCUGUGCUUUAAAAAGCAGGUUUCCUAUGUUUUUGGUGCAAAAACGUUGUCGAGUGUCCCCUUCCUUAGAGGUAUGUCUGUAGCUCUUUUUCUUUUCUUUUUUCUUUUGUUCGUUUAGAAACAGAAAUAUCAUUUUUUUUCUCUCCAUUUUAUUUAUUAUAAAAGGUAAACGAUUGUACUUCUUCACCCGUGUCAACAUUCUCAUGAAGUUGAAUUUAAGAUUUGAUACACCGAUAUCAAUUUAUUUAUGUAACUAAAUCACUGUUUUAUAAACUUGUUAAUGAUUCAACAUUUUUGUUUUAAUUAAAAUUAGUUUUUUGAGAGGAAGCAAA